AUGCUCCCACCCAGCAGAGGUCAGGCCUUAUAUAAGCCCGGCAAGAAACAACGUGGAGCCCACACCAACCAAUUGGGUCAAGCAAAGCUAGCACGUGGGACCUUAGACUGUAUGCACACACGUGCGUGCUUGUUUCAGAGCAGGCUUUCUGCUCAGGGCGCCAUGGCUACCCAUCGUCUGCGCCUGUAUACGUGUAUGCAUCUGUCUGCCUCUUUUCUCUGCUUGCACCCAGACAGGCGUGUGUGCUGUCCUAGGCCAGGUCUAAGGCGCCAGCACACAUUUGUACAUCACGCAGCAGGGGACUGA
Protopolystoma xenopodis is the source of this 306-nucleotide messenger RNA. The record is from the annotation of a GenBank genome assembly. NCBI's taxonomy places the organism in Eukaryota, Metazoa, Platyhelminthes, Monogenea, Polystomatidea, Polystomatidae.